This is a messenger RNA of Vitis riparia (riverbank grape), 1294 nucleotides long. RefSeq names its product probable BOI-related E3 ubiquitin-protein ligase 2. The record is from RefSeq and is a predicted model, not a curated record. Gene Ontology annotation, molecular function: ubiquitin-protein transferase activity. Bases 170 to 1030 code for a protein of 286 amino acids. NCBI's taxonomy places the organism in Eukaryota, Viridiplantae, Streptophyta, Magnoliopsida, Vitales, Vitaceae. The transcript is spliced from 2 exons.
CCACCACCACCACCUUUGUUUUUUAUAUGUUCCUCGAAAUCACAGCAAGGAAAAGAGUCUCUUUCUCGUGGUUUCUGGCUAAACAAACACCGUCAAGCUCAGACCCAUCUGGGAUUUUUGGGGUUUCUUGAUCUGUGAGGAAAAAGGUUUGCUUUUCUCGUUGUGGGUGAUGGCCAUUCAGGCGCAGUUGUAUUCAGAAAAUCUUGGGUUUUCUCUGGGCGGCUCACAGGAAUGGGUUGAUAAUGGUUGCGUUGGGUUUAAUGGCUCUUGCUUCAAUCUUCAGCAGCAUCAACAGCAGUACAUGCAACAGUUGCAGAGCCAGCAGGAGCAGAUUCAGAGCCAGAGAAAUUAUCAGAACUUCUUCCUUGACAACAGUUUGAUGGGUUCCACAUUGAAGAACAGCCCAAAUUAUGGAUCUUCUCAAAGCUUAGCCACCCAGUUUGACAACCAGAGACAGGAGAUUGAUCAGUUCAUCACGAUGCAGAGUGAGAGAUUGAGAUUGGUUUUACAAGAGCAGAGGAAGCAGCAACUGGCUGCUCUGAUGCGGAAAGUGGAAUCAAAGGCAUUGGCUCUCUUGAGGCAGAAGGAUGAGGAGAUAGCGAAAGCUACCAAUAGAGCAAUGGAGCUUGAAGAUUUCCUGAGAAAAUUGGAGAUGGAGAACCAGGCCUGGCAGAGGGUGGCCAAGGAGAACGAAGCCAAAGUGAUGUCUCUGAACCACACAAUCGAACAGAUCAAAGAAAAGGCUUGUGGGAUCUUUUCCGAAGACGCAGAGUCUUGCUGCGACGACAACAUGGGAAACAGGGAAGAAGGAACAGGGGAAAACAGAAGAGGAGGAGGAGGAGAGGGAGAAGAAGAUGAAGAAGACAGUACAUCAAACAUGGUUUGCAGAGGCUGUAAUUCUCGAAAUUCGUGCGUCCUGUUGCUUCCCUGUCGGCACUUCUGUUCAUGCAAAGCUUGUGAAGGCUUUUUCGAUCAUUGCCCAGUUUGUCAAACGGAAAAGAAAGGGUGGAUUGAGGCCAGAAUUUUCUAGGAAAACAUUCCCGGAAAAAAAAAACAGAAAAAGGAACAGUCGCUGAGAAAACGAUGGAAAAUGAUGGAAGGAAGGUCCUGGCUUUGAGACAAUGGUGGUUGACAACACAAUCUCAUUUCAGAAAAUUUCAUUUUAAAUUUAAUUUUUGUUUUUUCUUUCUUGUAAUUUCCUCUUGUUGGGUCUUUGUUUUGAGAUUUAAUGUGUAUUUUAAACUACCCCAAAUCAAAUGAACAGAAUUACAGGACAGAGCAUCUUUUCCCUUCA